This is a messenger RNA of Scylla paramamosain (green mud crab), 2791 nucleotides long. RefSeq names its product neurotrophin 1-like. The record is from RefSeq and is a predicted model, not a curated record. The transcript is spliced from 2 exons. Gene Ontology annotation, molecular function: growth factor activity; Toll binding. Gene Ontology annotation, biological process: central nervous system formation; innate immune response. NCBI's taxonomy places the organism in Eukaryota, Metazoa, Arthropoda, Malacostraca, Decapoda, Portunidae. Gene Ontology annotation, cellular component: extracellular region. Bases 129 to 899 code for a protein of 256 amino acids.
UCCUCUUCCUGCUGCUGCUGCCCCUCGUCCUCCCUCAGUGCCUACAGUAUAUAAGGCUCUACAGAACGAGGACAGAAGCACAGUUAGUCCUCCUGCCGCGUCGCCGUCAGUAGUGGAAUAUAAACACAAUGGGUCUUAGGUUUGUGGCGGUGGUGGUGGCGGCGGCGUGCGUGGCUGAGGCGGCGGGGAGCAUUAGCGAGGCCCAGGACGGCGCCCCAGUGAAGCGUGGGGUGUUGGGGGGACAUGGCUACGCUGCGUAUGGGGUGCACCAGGGGUAUGACCACGGACAGGGACACUAUUCUGCAGGUCACGGCUACGGACACGGACAAGGACACGGACACGGAUACGGACAUGGACACGGGUAUGUACAUCACAAGGUACCUAGUGAAGCACCGCCGAUCCCUGCCUGCGCCGCUAACUCCAGCCGGCCUUGGUGCCUGAAGGACGCCGAAUACCCUACCUAUGAGAUCCAGCAUGCCGCGGAACACUACUUCGACCUCUUGCUUCCUCUGUACACUGACGUGGCGAACCUCAACACGGAGCUGUCCCUGAGCCGCCCCAUCAACACCCUGCAAGACGAGACUUACCUGUGUCCCUCCUCCACUAACUACGUGAAGCCGCUCAGAGCUGUGAACACCAAUGGCCACUGGAGGGUGAUCGUGAACAACAUCAAGCUCUACACGGACACCCUCACGCAGACGAGCAGGGUGGAGGUGUGUCUGACCCCUGGGAGGGCCUGUCCUAAGGUGCCUGAUUGCAUUGGCUCCUCGUGUCUGGAGAAGUCAGUCUACCAUCGUUUUCUUGUGUACGACCCUUACGAUCAUCACUUCCCGUUCGCUAUUGAGUCGUUCAAGCUCCCCACUGCCUGUGCUUGCCGCCUCGACGCCGCGGCACACUAAACCUGAGACAUCCACUCUGACACAAUUCUUCUUCUUCGUCUUCUUUCAAUUGCUUCCGUUUCAGGGUAGCUACACUGGAUCUGCCUUCUCAAACACUCUCGGUCAUCUGCGCCUUCCUCAGCAAGCAUGUUCUCUCUUACUGCAUCCAUAAAUCUUCUCUCCCACCUUAACAUAAUUACAAGCCGAAAUCUAUUGCUUAACUAACAUGGAAAUCUUUCCUCGCCUCCCUGCUCAUCUACACUAACUUGACUGCUUUUCCUCCACUCCACCUCUGAACCUUCCUCCUUCAACUCUGCAAGAACCUUCCCUACACUCUACUAACAGAAACAGAAGACACUGGAUGGUAUCUUAACGUUUCCACGCUUCAUUUCUGGUGCCUUGAACUCGCUGGUGAAAAUCAUGCGGUGUCUUCAUGAUUUUAGUGAUGGUUUAUCAAAAAUUCUGCAUCAUUAGUGAGAAAAAAGCACUUUUGUAUGUAAGGGGAAUCCGGCCAAGGGCAACAAAAAUGACGAAGAAAGGUCCACCAUUCAAGUGAGCCAGACACUCAUCCCUACAACCUACGGAAACAGUCCUACACAGAGAAAAAAGCUUAAAAAUAUAAACCACUGCCUCUGCAAAACUUCGAUACUGCAAAUUUCUUCACCCACUCUAUCACCACCACCACCUACACGACCCUGCCUCCACCUCCACCUCAACACGUACAGCUGCACAGGAUUCCAUCUCUGCGAACACAGUCUUUAACUAUUCAAACUGUCAACAACCACAUGGCGGGCGCCCCCUUCCUCUCUCCCUUUCUCCCUACCACAAAUGCCAACACUCAUUACCUCUCUCCUCCACUCUACUACCCAGCACUGCCUUCCACCUCUUCACCACACACCACUUCUCUCUCUCCACCACAGAUACUAAGACUCAUUAUACCACUCCCUCUCCACCUCUCCACCACUCCGCCACUGCCUUCCACCUUCCUCCACACUACCUUUUCUGCCUCCCUCUCAUUCAGUGUUCCGAGACCUUCCUUCCCUCAUCUCCCUUACUGAACCAUAGAAUCUUGCAUAUUUUCACCUCAGAACAAGUAAACUUAACUCCUUGAUGGCUAAUUGCUGAUAACUGUUAAUUGAGUAAUCCUACACGUCUUUACUGAACAAAAGACUACAGCAGUUUGAAGGUUUAAAAAUACUCAAACCUUUCUUUUAGUGCCAGUGGUGUCAUUUGAAGUUAUUCCCUAAACUUGCGACAUAACAUUCUAUUAAACUUAAGGAGAAGCUAUGAAAACACUCUUCCUCCUCCUCCUCCUCCUCCUCCUCCUCCUCCUCCUCCUCCUCCACAUAGACGGCCUCGUUAGGUUCAGAAGGGCUGUUGAAAUCUGUUCUUUCUUUUGUAUUCUUUUGUAUUCCUCCUCCUCAUCCUCCUCCUCAUCCUCCUCCUUCUCCUCCUCCUCCUCUUCCUCUUUCAUACUGACUUUUACUAUUGUUAUUCAGUUCCUUUCUUCUGUUAUAUAUAUCUACCUGUUCUUUCUUUCAAUUCAUUCGUCCUUGGCUUAAAAAAAAAAAAAAACUUUUCCGUCUCUUCCUUGGUAAUUGAUAGUUUUGUCUCAAUAUAUCUCCUGUGACCGAGACUCUAUUUAAAUAAACUUUUAUCACGGCGGUACGUAAAGAAAGACAGUUCUCUCUCUCCCUCUCCCUCUCCCUCUCCCUCUCUCUCUCUCUCUCUCUCUCUCUGAAAGCCUAAAGUGGCCACGAAAUAUUUAUGUAAACGCGCUUUUGUAUUAUGUAUACGUAUGUUUCUCUAUGUAUAUUCACCUAUGUAUACGUAGACGUGUUGCUCAUGUAUUUGUAUUGUGAUAUGCUUACUUGCUUCAAUUGACGUUAAAAAAUAUAAUGUACUCCACAGAA